Molecule: messenger RNA, 1284 nt
Organism: Abrus precatorius (Indian licorice)
Lineage: Eukaryota; Viridiplantae; Streptophyta; Magnoliopsida; Fabales; Fabaceae
Product: glutaredoxin domain-containing cysteine-rich protein CG12206
Exons: 1
Coding region: 74-1117 (347 amino acids)
Source: RefSeq, a predicted model, not a curated record
AUGUAUCAUGGACUGUAACCUAUCUAUAUCUAUCUUGUGAGUGACUCAACGUUGAGCAAGGCAACAAAACGAAAUGGGGUGUGCCUCUUCGAAGCGUAUCGAGGCAGCAAAAGCCCCAUACCGUCCAGCACCUGCGAGCUUCGCGGUGUUUGACAUCAACGCCAUAGAAGAGCCAUGGCUGAAGCACCUCAACAACACCAACCCUCUCCCCAAAGACAAACCCACACUACCCACCCCUAUUCUACAGAAACUCAACAUGUUCGACACCUCCGAAGCUCCUCAAUCCUGGGACGAGGUUAGCAAGACCCUCCAAGAACUCAAACCCGUAAUCAAGAAACCACCUUCCCCUUCACCUUCACCACCACAACAACCUCAACCUCCAGUUAAAAACAAGUCCUUCCGCACACUCGAAGAGUUAGAUGCCAAAUUCAACUCCAAGCCGGAGCCCAAGAAGGAAUCGAAAGGGCCCACUGAGAUGACGAGGAAAAUAAACGAGGCCCGAGCUGGCCCAAUUGAAGUUGAAGGGGGAAACAGCAUUAAGCCAGUGAAAGAUAACAUCUUCAUAGUGAGGGACCGCUUGGAGAGGCAAAAGGGAGAGAAGGAAUCGACGUACGAACGGUUGAGGAGGGACCCACUGAGCGAGUUUCCGGAGAGGUGUCCGCCGGGGGGAAACGACGCGGUGGUGAUAUACACGACGUCGUUGGGGGGAGUCAGGAAGACGUUCGAGGAUUGCAACAGGGCGAGGGAGGUGUUGGAGGGGCACAGAGUGGUGUACGACGAGCGCGACGUGUCGUUGCACGGUGAGUUUCUGAGGGAAAUGAAGGAGUUGGUGGAGGAAGGAGUGGCUCUGCCGAGGGUGUUUGUGAAGGGAAGGUAUGUGGGUGGGAUUGGUGAGUUGGUGGAGCUUAACGAGUCGGGUCGACUCGGGAGGAUACUGAAUGCGACACGUGUGGAGAGAGGGGUUGGGAGACAAGCGUGUGGAGGGUGUGGUGGGGCUAGGUUUGUUCCUUGUUUGGAUUGUGGGGGUAGUUGUAAGAUUGUGGUUUAUGGAGGUGACAAAGAGAGGUGCCCUAAGUGCAAUGAGAAUGGGUUAGUGCUUUGCCCUGCUUGUGUUUAACUCACUUUUCCUGUUUACUUUUACUCAAAAUCACUUCUGCUAUUAGCUAAUUAAUGAGGUUCUGAAAUACCCACUCAUUAAUCAUUAUGAAUCAUCCAGUCAUGUUAUAUAUUCCUAUUAUUUCAGCUUAUCCUUUUUUUUUUACAUACAUCUAAAAAAGGAAAAAA